AUGUGAAUGUCCUUAAUGCCACUAGACAGUACACUUAAAUGCCACUGUACGCGUACGAAUGGUUAAGAUGGUAAAUUUUAUGUUAUAUGUAUUUGGCCACACGUUUCUAAAACCUACAUUUUAAAAAGAGACACAGGAAAGAAAAAUGGCACCAGCCAACCACGUGGCGGGUCCCACCUUCCAGCCCAGGGAGGAGCGCCCAGGCCAGCCCUUCCCGCCAGCACAGAGCAGCCGGGCCAGCGGCCCAGGAAUGACCCUCGUCCUCUGUCCGUUUCUGUUCCAGCCGCCCUCAGCACCAGCUUUCUGGUGAAAGGCCAGCUCUCCACGGCUCCCCUCCCCCCUGGAAUGGCCAGGUCCUUAUGAAGCGGUGACCACUCCAGCCAGCAGGGGUGGAAAAUGGUACGAGUCAGGCCCCGGCCGGAGGAGGAGCCCGCAGCCGCCCCCGCGAGAUGGAAGAGCCCACGCCGGAGCCGGUCUACGUGGACGUGGACAAAGGGCUGACCUUGGCCUGCUUCGUCUUCCUCUGCCUCUUCCUCGUGGUGAUGGUCAUCCGCUGCGCCAAGGUCAUCAUGGACCCCUACAGCGCCAUCCCCACUUCCACCUGGGAGGAGCAGCACCUGGACGACUGAGGUCCCGCACGGUGGCAGGAUGAGCCCCCGUGUCCCCUGCCACCAGCCUGCCAGCCUGUGGAGGCCAGGAGUGGACGUGGCCCCCGGGGGGAGGGUCCAGCCCUCACUCAGCACACAGGGCGUGGGGGGCUCUGCAGCAGCCUGGGGGCAAGGGCAGGGGCCAGGCCAGGAGGCCGGGGGUCCCGAUGGGGCAGGCACCGCAGGGUGACAGAUGGUGGCCUUCCCGGGCACCUUCUGGAACUGGAUCCGGCACAGGCACCCCUUCCCCACAUCGCACACCAGACACCUCCUGGGGCGCGGGGGGCUCUCUGUCCUUGAAACCCAAAGUGGCGCACGGAGACUCCCAGGAAGGGUCCCGCGGAGCCCCCACCCUGCCCAGGGACAGCAGCGAGGGUGGCGAGGGCUGAGCGGAGGCCCAGGCGCCUGCCUGGAAACGCACAAGAGGCACGUGGCCCGGGCAGCUCCCAGCAGUGUUUGUUUUAAACGAAAACAUAGAGGGAUAUUAUCUUUCCUGUUACAGACACAAUGUGCAGUUUAGGAAUCUGGAGGAACACAGAGAAAUAGAAGCAAAGGGGGAAGGUGACAGCCACGACCCUCCCAGAAGCCGCCACUCUGAUACAUUUCCUCCCAGCCUUUUGCAGGCGUGUUUGAGUCAAACUCACGCUCCGUGCUUGGUGUUGUGUCGCUUCGCACGGCAGCAGGAACACGGCCCGUUUCAUCCAACAUGCAGCUCAGCCGCCGCUCCCGGUGGCCACGGGGAACUCACUCGGGGUGGGUCACAGUCUCCUCAUGUCCUUUAAGUGGACUGUUUCUUUUAACCAACUUUUCCUCACACAAAAUUAUUUCACCCAGUAACCCUCUGAGGGUGCACAGUCCACGAGAUGAAUAUUGGACAGGGAGACCUGGAUUCUAGUCCUGCUGUGUGACCUUGAGCAAGUGACUUCACCUCUCUGUGCCUCAGUUCCCUCAUUGUAAAUUAGAGAAGAAAAG
Lemur catta (Ring-tailed lemur) is the source of this 1619-nucleotide messenger RNA. RefSeq names its product cortexin domain containing 1 (gene CTXND1). The record is from RefSeq and is a predicted model, not a curated record. NCBI's taxonomy places the organism in Eukaryota, Metazoa, Chordata, Mammalia, Primates, Lemuridae. The transcript is spliced from 2 exons. The coding region runs from base 450 to 629 and encodes 59 amino acids.